AUGAGGAAUUCUGGACUAAUACACUCACAACAUAUAUUCUUAGGAACAAAUCCAGCACACAACGAACAGGUCUGCAGCACAUGGGGUAACUACCAUUUCAAGACGUUUGAUGGAGACAUCUUCCAGCUCCCGUCCAGCUGCAACUACGUCCUGGCCUCUCAGUGCAAGAGCAGCUAUGAGGAUUUCAACAUCCAGAUGAGGAGGGAGCUGGAGAAUGGCCUCCCGACCAUCAGCAAGAUCACCAUGGUGCUGGAGGGCACUGUAGUCGAGCUGGUGAAGGGCUCUGUCUCUGUAAAUGGAAAACUUGUGAUACUGCCAUUCAGUGAAUCAGGAGUUCUCAUUGAGAAGAGCUCAUCCUACAUCAACAUCAAGGCAAAGCUGGGGCUCUUGGCCAAGUGGAAUGAGGAUGAUGCCUUCAUGGUGGAACUGGACAAGAAAUAUGUAAACCAAACGUGUGGGUUGUGUGGAGACUUCAAUGGUGUCCAGAAUUAUAAUGAGUUUGUCACAAAGGGUGUGCCCAUUUCUAAUCUUGACUAUGGAAGCCUCUGGAAGCUGGAUGGUCCAACUGAAACCUGUACAGAGCCAGUUACAUCCGAACCAACGUGCAAAGAUAUGACGUCUGUAUGUGAGCAGCUGCUCUCCAGCCCUGCCUUUGAAAGCUGUAAAGCCGUAGUGAACGCCGACUCAUUCAUCAAGGCCUGUGCGAGGGACCUCUGCCUGUGUGCCAACAGCUCUGACUCCUUCUGCCUGUGCGGCACCAUAUCUGAGUACUCACGUCAGUGCAUCCAUGCUGGAGGGAAACCCAGCGAAUGGAGGACAGAGCAGUUCUGCUCAAAAUCAUGCCCCUCCAACAUGGUGCACCAGGAGUGUGGAAGCCUGUGUGUGGACACCUGCUCAAACCCUGACAGAGGACAGGUGUGUGAGGAGCACUGCAUGGAUGGAUGCUUCUGCCCACCAGGCACUGUGUUUGAUGAUGUCACUGGGAAGGGCUGCAUCAGCUCAACAAAGUGCUCCUGCAGCAACAAUGGAAACAUAUACCAACCUGGAGAGUCUUAUUCCAGCAACUGUAAACACUGUACCUGUGGUGGUGGCCAGUGGAGCUGUAUAGAGAAGGACUGCCCAGCAACAUGCUCUGUGGAGGGAGGCUCCCACUUCUUCACCUAUGAUGGGAAAGCCUACACUUUCCAUGGGGACUGUACCUAUGUCCUCACCAAGCAAUGUAAUGGGGCCGACUUCACAGUGCUUGGGGAUCUUGUCAGGUGUGGUUUGACAGACACAGAGACUUGUCUGAAGGCUUUGACGUUGGCAGUUUCUGGAGAUACUGUGAUUAAUAUCCAGUCCAAUGGAAAAGUUUUUGUAAACAGGAAGUACUCUCAGUUGCCCCUGUCUACAGCUGGGGUGAAAAUUUUUGAAGCAUCCACAUUUUUCAUCAUCGUGCAGACCUCAGUUGGUAUUCAGCUGGAAAUUCAGCUGUCACCAAUCAUGCAGGUGUACAUCACAGCAGAUUCUAAACUCAGGCAAAAGACAUGUGGUCUGUGUGGAAACUUUAACAGCAUUCAGGCUGAUGAUUUCUUGGCGAUGAAUGGAAUUACUGAGGGGACAGCAUCAGGCUUUGCCAACACCUGGAAAACAAGAGCCAGCUGUCCUGAUGUGAAGAGCAGUUUGGAGAACCCCUGCAGCUUGAGCGUCGACAAUGAGAAGUAUGCCCAACAGUGGUGCUCCCUGCUCACAGACCCUGACGGCGUGUUUUCCCCAUGCCACAGUGAGAUCAACCCAGACAUCUACAAAGAGAACUGCAUGUACGACAGCUGCAACUGUGAGAAGAGUGAGGACUGCAUGUGUGCUGCUCUCUCAUCCUACGUGCAUGCAUGUGCAGCUAAAGGCAUCCAGCUGAACGGGUGGAGAGACACAACCUGCAAGAAAUAUGCCAACAACUGCCCGAGCAACAUGGUGUAUGCCUACAGCAUACAAAACAGUGACCGCUCGUGCCGUUGCUACAGCGAUCCUGACUUCACCUGCUCAGCUACAUUUGCACCUGUGGAUGGAUGCAUAUGUGAAAAGGGAACAUAUCUGGAUGAAGGGGGAAAAUGUGUUGCACCAGCUAACUGCUCCUGCUACUACAAGGGCCAGGUGAUUCCUCCAGGGGAGGUCAUCAGCAGGGACAAGGCCACAUGCACAUGCAAAGCAGGCAAACUCAGCUGCAUGGGAGAAACUACAUAUUCUACUAGUAAGUCCAUUUCAUGCCCAGCACCCAUGGUGUAUUUCGACUGCUCUAAUGCUGACGCAGGAGCCAAAGGUGCUGAGUGUCAGAGGAGUUGCAAAACCCUGCACAUGGCCUGUAUCAGCACUGAGUGUGUCUCAGGCUGCGUGUGUCCUUCUGGCCUAGUCUCUGAUGGAAAAGGUGGCUGUGUAAAAGAGGACCAGUGUCCCUGUUACCACAAUGGAGCUCAGUACAAAGCUGGGGACAGCAUCAAGGUUGACUGCAAUAAAUGCACUUGCAAAGACACAACAUGGGACUGCACAUCGAACUUGUGCCAUGGCACCUGUGCCAUCUAUGGAGAUGGACAUUACAUCACUUUUGAUGGGAAGAGAUUCAACUUUGAUGGGGGCUGUGAAUACGUCCUAACUGAGAAUUAUUGUGGACAUGGAAGUACUAAUGGAACCUUCAGAGUCAUCACUGAGAACAUUCCAUGUGGAACCACAGGAACAACAUGUUCCAAAGCCAUCAAAUUGUUUUUGGGGAGCAAUGAGUUGAUACUGACAGAUGGAGGUUACCAAGUUGUUAAAAGAAAUUCAGGAGCAGAGGUGCCCUACCAGAUCCGCACAAUGGGGAUCUACCUUGUGAUUGAAGCUAACAAUGGUCUGAUUCUCAUGUGGGACAGAAGAACAAGUCUGUUCCUUAAGCUGAGUCCAGAGUUUAAGGGUCAUGCUUGUGGCCUUUGUGGGAACUAUGAUGGCAACGCUAACAAUGACUUUGGCACAAGAAACCAAGGACAGGCCAUUCAGUCUCUGGAGUUUGGAAAUAGCUGGAAAGUUUCUCCAAGCUGCCCUGAUGUAAAACAGAUACAAAGUCCCUGCACAUCCAACCCUUACAGAAAAUCUUGGGCUCAGAAAAAGUGUAGCAUUAUCAUAAGUGAAGCAUUUGCAUCGUGCCAUUUUCAGGUGGAUCCUUCUCCAUUCUAUGAUGCUUGCGUGAGUGACUCAUGUGCCUGUGAUAGUGGUGGAGACUGUGAGUGUUUCUGCACUGCAGUGGCCGCUUAUGCAGCCGCCUGUAAUGAAGCUGGAGCCUGUGUAGCCUGGAGAACCCCAAAGAUCUGCCCUCUUUUCUGUGAUUACUACAACCCACCUGGUGAGUGUGAGUGGCACUACAAACCCUGUGGAGCUCCAUGCAUGAAGACCUGCAGGAAUCCCACUGGGCAGUGCUCUGAGCAGAUACCAGCGCUAGAAGGUUGUUACCCUCAAUGUCCUGUCAAUGAGCCCUUUUUUGAUGAAGACACCAUGAAGUGUGUACAGAGGGAGAAAUGUGGUUGUUUUGAUACUGAUGGCAGACACUACAGCAAUGGAGAGAAAGUUCCUUCCACAAACAACUGUGAAACAUGCCAAUGCAUUUCCACAACCAUCAUCUGCAAACAUGAUGCCACAGCUUGCACCUGUACAUACCUUAAUAAGGUUUACUACAAUGGUGAACAUAUUUAUAACACCACCGAUGGAAUGGGUAGCUGCUUAACUGCUGUUUGUGAAGAGCAUGGUAUUGUUCGGUCCAUUCAUCCUUGUCCAACAACACCAACAUCAAUCCCAACAACAAUGUUUACAUUCACUACACCAAAAACAACAAAAUCUAUCCCGACUGAAUACUCAACGUCUCUACACACAACUACAUGCCAAAAUAAAUGUGUCUGGACCGAAUGGUUUGAUACUACGUUCCCCCUACCUGGAGAAUCUGGAGGAGACUCUGAAAUCUAUAACAAAAUUAGGGCAGAAGGACACCACAUCUGUGAGAAGCCCACGGAAAUAGAGUGCAGAGCACAAAAAUACCCUGACAAAGACAUAAACAGUCUAGGCCAAAUUGUUCAAUGUGAUGUGGCAAAAGGUUUAUCGUGUAAGAACAAAGACCAAACAGGCCCUUUCCAAUUGUGCUACAAUUACAAAAUCCGUGUGCUUUGCUGUAGUGAUGAGCAUUGUACAACUCUACCACCAACUGUUCCACAAACAACAUCAACUCCAGCCAUGUCAAACAACAACAAAUACUCCAACUCCAAUGCCAACACCAACAACAACAUCCACCACGACAACAACAACAACCCCAUCAACAACAACUCCUGUACCCGGCACAACACCCUGUACCUGUGA
Messenger RNA from Alosa sapidissima (American shad), 4350 nucleotides. Its product is annotated as mucin-5B-like. The record is from RefSeq and is a predicted model, not a curated record. Gene Ontology annotation, cellular component: extracellular matrix. Gene Ontology annotation, molecular function: protein binding. The coding region runs from base 1 to 4350 and encodes 1449 amino acids. Lineage: Eukaryota; Metazoa; Chordata; Actinopteri; Clupeiformes; Clupeidae. The transcript is spliced from 29 exons.